CACCGGCCGGCCGGCGCAGGCCCGCGGCGCGCGCGCCUCCUUCCAGCUCUCCCCGCCCCCCGCCCCCCCCGCGGCGCGGGCCGGCCCGCAGGCGGCCAUGGCGGCGGGCGCGGGGGCCUCGGGCCGGCGGGAGCCGCGCUGGCUGAGGGCGCUGGGCGAGCCGCUGGGCGCCGCGCAGCUGCGGCGGCUGGAGGAGCACCGCUACUGCGCGGCGGGCGCCUCGCUGCUGGAGCCGCCGCUGCAGCUCUACUGGACCUGGCUGCUCCAGUGGAUCCCGCUCUGGAUGGCGCCCAACACCAUCACCCUGAUCGGCCUCGCCGUCAACAUGGUCACCACGCUGCUGCUCGUCUCCUACUGCCCCACCGUCACCGAGGAGGCGCCAUACUGGACGUACCUUUUAUGUGCCCUGGGACUCUUUAUCUACCAGUCACUGGAUGCUAUUGAUGGCAAGCAAGCCAGAAGAACAAACUCUUGUUCUCCCUUAGGAGAACUUUUUGACCAUGGUUGUGACUCUCUCUCCACAGUAUUUAUGGCCGUUGGAGCUUCAAUUGCUGUUCGCUUAGGAACUCAUCCUGACUGGUUGUUUUUUUGCUCUUUUAUUGGGAUGUUUAUGUUUUAUUGUGCUCAUUGGCAGACUUACGUUUCAGGAGUGUUGAGGUUUGGAAAAGUGGAUGUAACUGAGAUUCAGGUAGCUUUAGUGAUCGUCUUCGUGUUGUCUACAUUUGGAGGAGCAACAAUAUGGGACUAUACGAUUCCCAUUCUAGAAAUCAAACUGAAGAUCUUUCCAGUUCUUGGAGUAGUCGGUGGAGCGAUAUUUUCCUGUUCAAAUUAUUUCCAUGUUAUCCUCCACGGGGGCGUUGGCAAGAAUGGAUCUACUAUAGCAGGUACCAGUGUCUUGUCACCCGGACUCCACAUAGGACUCAUCAUUAUACUGGCAAUAAUGAUCUAUAAAAAAUCAGCAACUAAUGUGUUUGAAAAGCAUCCUUGUCUUUAUACCCUAAUGUUUGGGUGUGUCUUUGCUAAAAUUGCACAAAAAUUAGUGAUAGCUCACAUGACCAAAAGUGAACUGUAUCUUCAAGACACUGUCUUUGUUGGGCCAGGUCUUUUGUUUUUAGACCAGUACUUUAAUAAUUUUAUAGAUGAAUAUAUUGUUCUAUGGAUAGCAAUGGUCCUUUCUUCAUUUGAUAUGAUGAUAUACUUUAGUUCUUUAUGCCUGCAAAUUUCAAGACACCUUCAUCUAAGUAUCUUCAAGACUUCAUAUCAUCAAGCACCUGAACAGGUUCAAGUUCUUUCUUCAAAGAGUCAUCAGAAUAUCAUGGACUGAAGAGACUUGCGAACACUUGCCAUCUCUUGCUGCUGCUGUUUCAUGAAAGGAGAUAUGAAACAUUUGUUUAAUUUUUAGUUGUUAUACAUAUUUCAGCAAAUAAAAUAUUUCAACGCUUA
Molecule: messenger RNA, 1443 nt
Organism: Dipodomys spectabilis (banner-tailed kangaroo rat)
Lineage: Eukaryota; Metazoa; Chordata; Mammalia; Rodentia; Heteromyidae
Gene: Chpt1
Product: choline phosphotransferase 1
Exons: 9
Coding region: 98-1324 (408 amino acids)
Biological process (GO): phosphatidylethanolamine biosynthetic process
Cellular component (GO): endoplasmic reticulum membrane; Golgi apparatus
Molecular function (GO): diacylglycerol cholinephosphotransferase activity; ethanolaminephosphotransferase activity
Source: RefSeq, a predicted model, not a curated record